UUGUGUGUGUUAUCAUUUAGAAUACGUUCAGGCAGACGAGUUAGUCAUGAAGUUGUUCUUUGUUCCUCUUCUUUUGAUCUCAAUGGUCGUAGGUACCUGGGCCAUUGAUUGCUACACGUGUGACAAUUGGGCUUGUGAUGAUCCUUUCUUUCCGUUUUUGUCGUUUUUUUCAAGAGCAUCGCAAAACACUUGUCCCAAAACUUUCAUUCCAAUCAGACAUUGUUCGAAAACAGUUUCUGGAUCAGGAGUAAGGCGUUCAUGUGCUCCCGUCUGUAUUGAGGGCUGCUUUUUGGGUAUCUGUACCUACUGCUGCAAAUCCAACCUCUGCAAUGGAGGUACCACCGUGACAACCAGCUUCGUUGCUAUGGGCGUGGCCAUGCUGGCUGCCUUCAUCCUCGCCAGACAAUAGGCUGCAGAAUAUGCAUCACGUGACCGGGGUCGUAGGAUAAAUAUACACAGCAAUAUGUAUGCACUGUAUACGUAGAAUUAUGUUGAAAAGAUAGAAAUCCUUGGUCUUUCUCGCAAAAGUGUGUUUAAGACGAUCGCAGAGACUUUCGAGUAACAUCCAAAGGCAAUGUCAAUAGUAUAUAGAUAGAUAGUUUAUUGGUUUCCACAAUAUCUCAUUUUAUAAAGAGUGUAACAACAUUGAAAAUGAUUAUUUUAUACAUGUACACAAUACCGGUACACACUAUUCAGAAUAUUGUCCAUUAAUUUUAACUUAAGAGAUAAAGUGGCGGAGCCUAUGAAAAUGCAGAGCUUGUUGUGGAUAGGCUCCUUAAACUAAAAAAUGACAUAAGUAACUAAAGUAAAGUUUAUAAAAUACAAAUACACGCUAAAACGGGGAAAGGGAGAUUACAGGGAUACAUGAACCGAUACUCACAAUUAACUACAAAAGACAAGGAAAAGGGAAGGGAAUUUAUCUGCAGCUUAUUGAAACAAUAUUACAAUAUAGUUUGUUCUCGAUAUGAGUAUAUAAUAAACAUAGUUGGUAUGGUCAUACCGUUAGUUACUCAUUGUAAUGAACAAAAGUAUACAGUUGGAGACAAGAAUAGUCAGGAAUCAGGAAUGACAAUAUGUUUUCAAAUAAUAACUUUUCAAUUUUCUUCUGAAUACAUGUACACUUACAGACCUUUUAAUCACAGAAUCGAGAGAAUUCCAGAACUUAGGACCUGUAUAAUUAUAUUAAGGUGUUUUGAGCAAAGCUUGUUCUCGUUCUAGGAAGGUGAUAGGAAAACGCCUGUCGGGUAGAAUAUUCGUGGACUUGAUUUCUUUUCUUAAAUAGCCUUGUCCUUCAACUAUUUAAAUGUGCGAACAUAGCAAUGAUGUACUGGCACUCAAUAGUCGAAAUAUGAUUCCAUUGGGAUUCACUAUAGAGUUUUGAAUUUGCUAUUAAGAUCAUUUCUUAAAAGUCUUUGCGAUCGUGAACUUUUAAAGUCGUCGGGUGUGUUUUAUUAAAUUUUUAUUGCAUAUCGUA
Messenger RNA from Strongylocentrotus purpuratus (purple sea urchin), 1474 nucleotides. RefSeq lists its product as uncharacterized. The transcript has 3 exons. The record is from RefSeq and is a predicted model, not a curated record. Bases 47 to 409 code for a protein of 120 amino acids. Lineage: Eukaryota; Metazoa; Echinodermata; Echinoidea; Camarodonta; Strongylocentrotidae.